Molecule: messenger RNA, 2039 nt
Organism: Cucumis melo (muskmelon)
Lineage: Eukaryota; Viridiplantae; Streptophyta; Magnoliopsida; Cucurbitales; Cucurbitaceae
Product: exocyst complex component EXO70B1
Exons: 1
Coding region: 15-2039 (674 amino acids)
Biological process (GO): exocytosis
Cellular component (GO): exocyst
Molecular function (GO): phosphatidylinositol-4,5-bisphosphate binding
Source: RefSeq, a predicted model, not a curated record
UUAUUUCAUCGUCAAUGGAUGAGAUGGAAGCCACUGGAAAGCUUGUUGCAGCUAGACAGCUCUUGAAAACUGGCCUCGAAAGAUCGAGAGACAUCGAAUCUAAAUUGGCCAAUGCUGGACCAAGAUUGAGAGACAAGGCUCAAAGACUCGCAAGUUUGGAAGCUAAGCUUGUUAAGAUUCAGAAGUGUAACUCUUUUGGUGUUGGAGACCAGAUAGAUCAUGCCAUUGGACUUGCGACCGCGCUUCUUAAUGUUUUCAACACUGUUUCUGAACUUCAGAAGUCACUCACGGCAGAUUCUUGUUCUCAACUCUCCAGUUACCUUUCUGUUAUGAAACGGUUUGAAGAAGCACUUGAAUUUAUUUCUGAUAAUUGCAGCCUUACAACUCAGUGGUUGGAUGGAAUUGUUCGAUUUGUUGAAGACAACAGAAUAGUCGAUGAUCAACGUCUUCUCAAUGUCAAAAACUCGUUGGCAAUUCUUUGUGAGUUGCAGACAGUUGAGAACGAUGCUCGUAUUGAUGGAGGGCCUAUCGAUUUUGCAUUGAACAAGCUUGAAUUUGAGUUCAGGAGGUUAUUAAGAGACCAUAGUGUUCCUCUUCGUCUGGCUCCACCCUUAUUGGCCAGUGAAAACCAAGGCUUCAUUGGUUUCUCACUAUUGCCAGAAUUUGUAGUUCAAAAACUACAAUUAAUUCUAACUAGACUGAAAGCCAACGAUCGAAUUGAAAACUGUAUAUCGAUAUAUAUCGAAGUUCGAAGUUCAAAUGCUGAACUUAGUUUAAGAACUCUUGGUUUGGAUUAUCUUGAAACAUCGGUUGAUGACUUGAGCAACAUGCGGAGCAUUGAAGAUCAUAUCAACAAAUGGAGCAAGCAUCUUGAGCUUGCUGUGAAGCAAGUAUAUGAACCUGAAUGUAAACUCUGCAACGACAUAUUCGAGAAGAUCGAAUCUGAAGUCAGGACUAGAUAUUUCGCUAAGAUUGCAUCACAGUCGGGAUUUAUCUCCCUUCUCCGAUUUGGGAGGAAAGUCACCCAAACAAAGAAGGACCCCAUCAAGCUCUUAAACCUACUUGACGUUUUUUUGGUUCUAGACAACUUAAGGACAGACAUUAACAAGUUGUUUGGUGGGAAAGCUUGCACAGAGAUUCAAGCUGCAACAAGGGAUCUCGUAAAACGAGUUGUAAACGGCAUAUGUGAGGUUUUCUCUGAACUUCCAAUACAAGUUGAGUUGCAAAGACAGAGUUGUCCUCCAGCAGACGGUGGCAUUCCAAGCUUGGUAAGCUUUGUCACAGAUUACUGCAACAAGCUACUUGGGAACCAUUACAAACCAAUCCUAAACCAGAUUUUAAUCAUCCAUCAAAGCUGGGGGCAAGAGACAUGUGAAGAAAACCUUCUAGAGAAUCAAAUUUAUCUAAUCAUAAAAGAACUUGCUUUAAAUCUAGAUGCAUGGGCAAAAGCCUACCAAGAUAUGUCAAAGUCCUACUACUUCAUGAUGAACAACCACUGCCAUUUUAGCAAUCUAAAAGGCUCAAAACUGGGUGAAAUGAUGGGAGAUGAAUGGUUAAACGCACACAACCAAUACAAGGAAUAUUAUGCAGUACUUUACCUGAAAGAAAGCUGGGGAGAGCUUCUCAGCCUUCUAAAUCAAAAGGGUGAGCUUCAAUUUGAAGGCGAAAAAUGGGAGGAUACCGAUCUGUUGAAGAAGAGGGUAAAAAAGUUCUCUCAGGCAUUUGAACAAACAUGUAGAAGGCAAUCGAAAUGGGUAAUUUCAGAUGAGGGUUUGAGAGAGAGAAUUUGCCUACUUUUAGUGCAGACGAUUGUGCCAGUUUAUCUGAAGAAUUUCGAAGCUUUGAUCGAACAAGAUCGAGGCGCAGCUAAGUAUUUGAAAUAUACUGCAGAGAGUAUGGGGAGUGUGAUCAGCUCCAUGUUUCGGCCCCCAACGUUGAGUGUGCAAAUCAGAAGCAACGGUCACACCCAUUCUCGCUUCAUUACCAAAAUCAAGAGCCUUGUCACUAAUCAGUUUCGCGCGUCCGUUACUGCUUCGUGA